Aedes aegypti (yellow fever mosquito) is the source of this 5899-nucleotide messenger RNA. RefSeq names its product citron Rho-interacting kinase (gene sti). The transcript has 6 exons. The record is from RefSeq and is a predicted model, not a curated record. Gene Ontology annotation, cellular component: cytoplasm; actin cytoskeleton. Gene Ontology annotation, biological process: actomyosin structure organization; peptidyl-threonine phosphorylation. Gene Ontology annotation, molecular function: protein serine/threonine kinase activity; ATP binding. Bases 207 to 5762 code for a protein of 1851 amino acids. Lineage: Eukaryota; Metazoa; Arthropoda; Insecta; Diptera; Culicidae.
UCGCCGAUGUUUUCUGCAACGGUUUUCGUCUCGCGCUAACCUCACUCCAAACGGUAACCGGAAUAAACAAACGAAAAAAUCGGUCGAAAUGUCGCGAAAUCAUGAAAUUUUCGGUUAAAAUGUUCGUUUAAGUCGGUGACAAUCAGUGUGAAGUGUUUUCUUUAAGUGGAUUUAGUAAAUAAAUGCGUAACGCGAGUGGAUAAACGAUGGAAGGCAAGCAGAUAAGCGCGCGUACUGCGCGUCUGAAUGGUUUCAUUCUUGGUCAUUCGGUUGGUCCGCUGCCAAAUUCCGCUACAUCGUCCGGUGGUAUUACGGAUGUGCAGCACACCGAAGAUGGCUCGGUGCCACUGGAAACGGCCCUUUCCCGCGAGGGCUUGCUGGAUUCGCUGUUUGUGCUGUACGAAGAGUGCAGCAAAGAUGUCAUCAAGAAGAAGGACAAAAAUGUUGCCGACUUUGUCAACAAAUAUCGGCCCAUCAUCAACCAAACUCGAACCAUACGGGUCAACGUGAACGAUUUCAACGUGAAAAACCUAAUCGGAAAAGGAUACUUUGGAGAAGUUCAUCUCGUUUCGGAAGCUGCCACCGGCGAAGUGUAUGCCAUGAAGAAGAUGCGCAAAGCGAUGGUCACUUCUACCCAGAUUCGCGAGGAGCGCGACAUUAUGGCCUCGAGACAGUCGGACUGGAUCACAUCGCUACAGUAUGCGUUUCAGGACCAAGAGUGCCUCUACCUGGUGAUGGAGUACUUGCCGGGUGGUGACCUGCUUAGUCUGAUGAUUCGCAUUGGCGUAUUCGACGAAGAGCUGGCCCAGUUCUAUUUGGCUGAAUUGACAGAGGCACUGCAUUCGCUGCACAGUAUCGGAUAUGUGCACCGUGACAUCAAGCCGGAGAACAUCCUCCUCGAUCGGUUUGGUCAUCUCAAGCUGGCUGACUUUGGUAAUGCCACGGCCAUCAAUAAGGAUGGCAGUGUUACCAGCAUGACCCCGGUAGGGACUCCGGACUACAUAGCACCGGAAUUGUUGCAAACCCUCUCCACUACCAUCAAGUCGUCUAGAGGAAACCACGAUGUGACAUGCGAUUUCUGGUCCAUGGGCAUCAUCGGAUAUGAGUUUAUAACGGAGACAACCCCAUUUCAUGAUGAGAAUGUUAAUGAAACCUACUCGAAGAUUUUGUCGCAUUGCGAGGGUCGAUUCGCAAGGAAGUUGGAAUACCCAGCGCACGUUGCCAUUUCGUCACAUUUUAGAGACCUAUUGGAUCGACUGGUAACGAAAGUGUCCAACCGAAUCGGCUACAAGGAGAUCAAGAGGCAUCCGUUUUUCAGUGAUAUUAACUGGGAAAAGUUGAGGUACAAGAUUCCUCCGAUCAUACCGAAUGUGAGUAGUGAUGACGACGUGUCCAACUUUGAAGAUGUCGAUAAGUCACUGAAAAGGAAUGCUUUCAUCAACAAACCGACAUAUCCGAUAUCCAAGGUACACGACUUCAGUGGCCAAAAUUUGCCUUUUCUUGGAUACACCUACGUGUACGAGGAAGCAGAUCCUGCUGGAAAGUAUCGUGAUACCGAUGAACAUAUGGCAACGACGCGGCUAUCGCAAAAGAUUAAGGAACAAGACAAACUGAUCAAGGAUCACAAGAACGAAAUUCAUCAACUUCAGAGAGAUUUAUUGGAAAAAGAUCGCAAAAUUGCAACUGUCAACGCCCAUAACAAGAUUUUCGGUGAAACCAAGAAAGAACUGGAGAAUCUCCAAGAACUGUUGAAGGUGAAAACGGCUGAAUUGGCAGCGGCUAAGACUGACAUUAAAACGCUUAAGAACCGAUUAAAAAUCGAAGAAGAGCAACGUUCGAAGAACGACGCUUCAAUUGCGGACCUACUGAAGCAAACCUACAAGAAAUGGGAGCGGGCCAAACAGAGCUCCGAUCAGAACUACGAGAAACAAAUAGCGGAGCGUCGAACGGAAAUCAGUGCCUUGAACGAAAAGUUUCGCGCUCAGACGACCGAGUUGCGAUCAAAGGUGGAGGAAUGCGCUCAGCUGCAGUCGAUGAUAGAGAAUUACAAGGACUUGCUGAAGAAAUCCAAGGAUAAGUUGAUGGCGGAUAAGGAAGAAUACGACAAGAACCAUCGGGAUCUAGUGGCUGUCUAUGAAGCAAAACAUGUGGAAAUGAAGCAAAAGUGUAAGGCGGAAAAAGAGUUGCGAGUGAAUCAAGAAGAGCAAGUUCGAGAGCUACGGGCUCGCUUGCAAGAGUACGAAAACAAUGUGAAGAAUACGGAACACUUGCACAAGAAGUUCGUGGAUAACAUCAAACGAAGAAUGACCAUUCAGAUGGAAGAAGCGAAACAAGUGUCGGACAAAAUGAGUGAAGAAAUGCAGCGGAAGUGUGAAGAUUUGCGGAAGGAGAUCAACAAGUUGCAGGAGCAAAGUGUUUCCAGCAGUGCCAACAGUAGCAAGCGCAGUUCGCUGCAGGAGCAGGAGUUCCGCAGCGCCAACUCCAGUAUCCAGUCGCUGAAUGUGCAGGUGGAGGAACAACUGCGGCACGAUUUGAUUCGGGCAAGAGAAAGCGAAGAUCUGCAGCGCAAACGUGCUGACGGUUUGGAGGAGGUCGUCUCGCGAUUGGAGAAGAUUAUCGAUCAGUUCAAGACGGGCCACCCGGUGGGCGCAAGUGGCAAGUCAGACGGUACGACAUCGCUUCUAGAGCGACAGAACGAACGGUUGGAGGACAAGCUGAGCGCGAUUCGAGAACAGUCUAUCCUUGACAAACAGUCGGCUCGUUCGGCCAACCUGUCUCUGUGGAAAUUGGAGAAGGAAUUGGAAAGGGUCAAGCUAGACAACUCGAUUCUGGGACGGCGGGUUGAGCAGGCUGAUGAGAGGGUAAACAGGGUGCGGAAGGAAAAGGAAGAGGUGGCGUUCAAGAUAAAGCAGUUGGAGGAGACAAUCAGCGGAAAGGAGAAGCAAAUUGAUGAUUUGAAGGAAGACAUAAGGCUGCUGAAGGAUGAACUGAGGAAGGAACGGUACUCAAGAGAUUCAAACGAGAAAGGACGCUUGGCAGAGAAGGCAGAGUUGAUAACUGCUGCCGCGAAAAUCCAGAGUUUGGAGGAGAAGUUAGAGGAAGCGAAGCAGAAAGCAAAUCAGGCAAAUGAUAAGCUUAGAAUGAUGACAUCGGAAAAUUCCAAACUCAUGCGAGAGUUGGACGAAAGCCAAGAAGAGUUGGCUGAUGCCCACGGGUCGGUCAAAGAGUUGGAAGAAAAGUUGGCAGUUGCGACAAGAAACUUUAAUAUGCUGAAGGGGGCCUGUAGCAUCACGGAAACCCAACUAACGGAAUUGGAAAUUCUUCUGGAGAAGGAACAGAGGAAGAAUAAAGAAUGUGAAGAAACAGUCGCUGCUUUGUACAAACAAAUGAAGGAUAAAGAUGCUGAGCUAUCCAAACUGCGCCAAGAAAUAAAUCAAGAGAAAACAUCCAAGACUUUGAGUGAGUCGAAAACUUCCCAACUUGCGUCGGAAUAUGAUGAACUGCGCAAGAAGUUUGAAGAUUUGCAAAAUCAAAUGGUUGAUCAGCAGAAAGAUCUCAUUGAAAAAACCACCAGUCUUUUCGAGGUUCAAGAACGUAUCGAGAUGCUCAAUCUAGACACCUCAAACCUGCAGAAGGUUGUGUCAAACUACGAGCAAGAGCAUCUGAUCCUGAAGGAAGAGAACUCUAAAAUUCUCACCGAUCUGUUCUUAGCUAAAGAACACAUAACAAAGCAGAAUAAUGACAUCAAAGACUACAAGAAUCAAAUAAAUCAGUUAAACAAUGAGCUUGACCACGUCAAGACAGUCCUUACGGAGCAGAAAACGUUCUACACCGAACGAGACAUCAAAUCGGAAGCAACUCUUGCUCAGCACAAGAAGCUGAUCGAUUACUUACAAGCUCGCGUCGAGGAAGGAUCUCAUAAAAAGAAGAAAACUUUUGCCGAUAUGCUUUUCGGUAGCAGUAAUCACGAGAAGAAAGAAAACGUCCCACCAAAUCCUAUCCUGGUAGAAAACACCACCAGCUACAAGAAGCUUCAAGAUGAGCUGCAAAAAGAGCGCCAACGUACGAACCAGCUCAAAGAACAACUGCUGCGAGCGAAAACCGAUAUGAUUGCCAUGCAGGGUUCUCUUAAGAAGGCCCAAAAAGACGAAGAAAAUAAUCAGCAGGUGGAAGCCAAGGACAAACAACUCCCGGGAAGGACCCCUUCCAAGAUGCAGAAACCUUCCUUCCGACAGGAGCCUGCAGCCACCCCUAAGAAACCCAACCCACCAGGAGGAAAGUCCCACACCUUUGACAUGACUUUGGAAACGUCCUCAUCGAAAAAUCCGAUUCAACUGUGUAGUGUUUGCGAUCGGCACAUUCUGGCUGGCCACCCCUACUGGAAGUGUACGGUUUGCUCCAAUAAUGUCCACCGGAAGUGUCGCUCCGGGGCCAUCAACAACUGCCUCGGGGAUGGCGAUUUGGAUUCCUUGGCCAAUGAGCUGGUGGCGGGGGGAAUCAGUGAUACCGAAUCCUUGCAGGAUCAGAUCAGUUUGGCGCCUGGUGGCGGGGGCAGUUCAGAUGGUGAAUCGGGAGGUGACGGGGCGGUAAGCAGUGUGGAGGAGAAGGCCGAUGAUGAUGAGGACAAAUAUGUGGGUGACUUGCUGUUCAAGACGAAACGCUUGGAGCCGAAAUUGAUCAUUAACGACGUGUAUGACGUGAGCGAGAACGUGGUGCUGUUGGGAUGCGACAAUGGCCUCUUCUCCUACAACACUGAUUCGUCCGAGCUGGUCCAAAUCCGUGGCAUAUCCAAUGUGAAGUCCUUCACCAUCUCGCAACACAUACCCAAAGCCAUCAUUAUCGGAAACGAUGGCGAGUACCUGUACCAGUGUGACCUGCGCCAUCUGCAUAGCCGUGCCCAAGCUUCAUCUUGCCUCUCGCCGAAGCUGGAGACAUUCGUGCUUGAUCUCUCGAUCGCCAACCGAACCCACAGCGAACGGUGGCACUUGGUUCGUAUGAUGGAUGACCCUUCGUGCCAACAGCUGUCGGAUGUGAUAGCAAUCGCUGCAACGUCCUCGAGGAUUGUCAUUCUCAAGUUCGAUACCAGUCUGGGACGGUUCAAGCCGGUGCGAGGAUUGGACACCGUUCUGCCGGUUACUUCGGUUCUCUUCACCAAGCACACUGCCAUUGUCAGUUCGGACAAGUUCUUCGAAAUCGAUUUGGGAACCUAUGGAGCCGAAGAGUUCCUCGACAUGUCCGACUCGAGUCUACGGGAUAUCCGCUCGUGCAGCCCGAUGGCAGCCUUCAAGGUUAACAGUCAGGAAUUUUUGCUCUGCUUCAAAGAAGUGGGGAUUUUCGUGGACGAGUACGGCUGUCGAUCACGACCGGAUAACAUCAACUGGCUGCAAGAACCACUCGAUUUUAGAUACCGCGAAUCUUGCCUUUUCAUUGCGCAUUCUGAUUGCGUUCAAGUUAUGUACGUUAGUAAAUCGUACACCAAAGAGAUAGAACGCAAAGAGUCCUCAGAAGAGCGACGAGCGUUCGUCAACCUCAACUCUCCACAGUUGUUGGCGUUUUUGGAUUUCGCUCGCACCAGCAUUUAUGUGGCCUGCGAGUGCGGUCCGGAAAAGGAGCAGGAGAUCAUUAUGUUGGACGGGUACAAAGCACUGCAGACAACUUCGCCCUGUAUCAGCAAUUCCAUGGAAACCUUGUCCAGUUUGUCGAGCUACCCGACGACGGUGACCCAGAGUAAUGAGACACUAUCGCUAGGACAUGCGGUCUGAGUACUUCUUGAAUGGUUGUUUUAAGUAUUUAGGGAACGGUUACUCGCAUGUGAGUGAUCAUUUUCAUAUGUGACAAGAACUAUGUUUCAUUCAAUUUCAAUAAAAAUUGUACUAUGUUUAAGAUAUUUAAAUCAAAA